AUGUCUUCCUUGCGCAGCAUGACUAACCAGACUUCUCCUGCUGGUUCUCCUCGCCGUGGCGAUCGUUCUUCUUCUACUAUUGGAUCUUACUCUUCGCAUGCAUUGAUUGAGGAACCUCCACAGUUGACAGCUGCACAAAUUGCAUCGACUUACUUCGCCCAAGAACUGGCCUUACAUGAAUCCGAGUUCACAACUGCGCAGGUCGCAGUCAUUCUUCAUGAUGCUUGCUACGGACACAGAUUCUCGAGGCCAAAGACUUCCAAGGGUAUGCUGAGCAUGAUUGUCGAGAGACCAGAGCGCGUAUUGGCCGCAGUCUUGGGCCUUUCGGCUGCCUACGUCCGUCUUGGAUCGAGGCACUCCGGUGGGCAACAUGCUCCUCAUCCAGACAAACAACCAGACUCGCACAUCCCGUUCAAAAUCAGGAAAACUUCUCGGGCAGUGCCAUUAACUUCGCCAUUUGUUUCUGCUGUUCACGGGACUGAGUGGAUGAAGGAGCUCGAGACUAUGUGCAACGCCGCUGGAGAGAAACUGGAAAUGCAUAUGAAGGAAUUGGCUAGACCGCAAGUGCCAGGCUCGACAACAGAAAAGCAACCUUUCCAUGAAGGCGAUCUGUAUCUCUGCUCGGAGUCACUGAAUGCACUGCAGGGUGCGAUCGGCGGUGUCUGCGAUGCUGUUGACACAAUCUUCUCCAGCAUCCCGACUUCUCCAAAACGUGCCUUUGUGGCCAUCCGACCACCUGGUCACCAUUGCUCUUCUGAUUUUCCUUCUGGCUUUUGUUGGAUCAACAAUGUGCACAUUGGUAUUGAAUAUGCUGCACAGACCUACGGUCUCACACAUGCUGUAAUCUUGGACAUCGACUUGCAUCACGGUGAUGGAUCUCAGGACAUCACUUGGGACAGAAACGCGAAGAGUGCAAGAAUGCCUAAAAAUGCUUCGUUCACGAAAAAGACUGCAAUUGGUUACUACAGUAUGCACGACAUUAACUCAUAUCCUUGCGAAGAUGGAGACAAGGAAAAAGUCACCAAUGCCAGUCUUUGCAUUGACAACAUCCACAAUCAAUCAAUUUGGAAUGUCCAUCUAGAAGCCUGGAAGACCAUGGACGAAUUUUGGGCUUUAUAUGAAACAAAAUACUUGAUUCUGCUGGAGAAAGCUCGAACGUUCUUGAAAAGGCAUACGCAGACGAUCAAAGAUUCACACAAGCAAGCUCCGCCAAGAGCUGCUAUUUUCAUCUCUGCUGGCUUCGACGCAAGUCAGUGGGAAGGUGCUGGUAUGCAGCGACAUGCAGUCAAUGUGCCUACCGAAUUUUAUGCUCGCUUUGCAAAGGAUGUCGUCAAGCUAGCUCAAGAGGAGGGAACGGGUGUCAAUGGUCGUGUUAUUUCCGUGCUGGAAGGAGGUUACAGUGACAGAGCCCUCUGUAGUGGUGUGCUCAGUCAUAUCUCUGGUCUCUGUCAGGACCCGAGCUCGACAAAUACCAACGGGUCGCAAGUAUCUCUUGCCGACGAUGACAUCGCAAGUGCAAUGCAGAGCAUGAACAUCUCCAAUGGCUCGCUGAAUCGCACCCCUGAAUACGAGCCGAGCUGGUGGGAUGUCAAGAACUUGCAAGCUCUGGAGACCCACGUCACACCACCGCCGCCACCAGCUCCUACAAGAACACAACGCACCGCUAUGCCAACAUAUGCUACGCCCACUCAGUCAUUUACAGGAAAAGUAGUCGAUCCACUCAAAUUUCAGAGGUCAAUCUCAGGCACAAUGCGUCCGAUGUCACCCAGGCCUGUUGGACCAAGGGAACCACCUGAGGUCAAUUGGAUCGUCGCUGUCCACGAACUAAGCAAGCUUAUCAUUCCUUCCGAUCGUCAGACAAGAAGCCAUGCGCCAGAAGAUCUGGCUCCGGUCAGAAUCAAGAAGGACAGAUUCUCUGCACCAGUCAUUGUACCCGCAGAGCCAGUCGCAGGUGGAAGACAAUUGCGAACCAGAAAGCCAAAGGGCGCAGGCACUGUCAGUCCACCAACCGAGGCAGAAAUGUUGGUCAAGCCUCUCCCAGUCGAUCUUGCUAGACGCCAGACGAUUUCGGAACUGCCAACAUCAGCCAGUGUUGAACCUGCGCCAAUCCAACAGCCAAAACGAAUGACAAGAAGAACCAGCAAUAUGUUCGAUAUGAAAUCGGAGGCUGCAGAGGUUCCACCAGUGCCUGCCAUGCCUACGGAAGUACAACCUCCCAGCCCGAAGAAGUCGCGUGCAAAGGUGUUGAAACCUGUGGUGCCAGAAGAGCCGGUUAUCAAGUCAGAACCCUUCGUGAAGCAAGAGCCGGAGCCGUUUUCCAAGCUUGAAAACCGCAUGACACGUCCCGAACCGAAGCGUUAUCCCUCAGAACCGUCUGUACCGACUGCAAUGCCUCUGACCAUCGACUAUACCAAACCCAUCAACCACAUCCAGCCUCUACGACCUGCCGGUAUCAAGCGAAUUCACCUCAAGGUGGGAACGAGAGAGGAACACGAUCGCAAAGUAAAGGAGAUGGAAGAGAAAGCCAAAGCAGAAGUUAGACCGAAGCCGACCAUGCCUGAGAUGCCAAUGCCCGAACAAAUAGUCGAGCAGGCGGCUCUAAAGGUCGAACAGGACAUUCUACAAACCGAUCCACCCAAGACAGAACCCAGUUCUGAUCCACAGAUGACAGAGCAACAAGCCUCGCGUAGGCCUCCAGCUUCGGCUUCGAAGACUGUGCCUUCUGAGUUGACGCACAGAGAUUCGCCACUAUACCUCGACCUGGAGGAGAGUACACCGCAACAGGCUGCUGGCGCGUCUGCCACGUCAAGUCGACCACAAGCUGUGAACUCUCAACAGAUGCCGACCAUGGAGAAGCAGGAAGUGUUUGACAAUGCCAGGCCAUCCACCCAGGGUCAAGCUCCUCAAUUGGAGGCUUCCCCGCUUCAGCCCGAACCACAACACCAGUUCGCUCCAGUCACACAACACAACCAAACGUUCUUCAACCCUUCAUACACGCAUCCUCAGAACAACCUCCCAAUCUUUUCUAGCACUGGGGCGAUCCCUUUCGCUCCUGCUCAAGCCAGACCAAGCGGUCCCAAUCCAGUAUCUGGCCACGGGAAUGGAGUGUCGAGAUCAAUGCUCGAAGACCUUCCUACUUUGCAUAAGGUUAUCACGCCCGAUGAUGUCGACAUGAUGGAUCUAGACAGCCCGGAGAAGAAGAGAGACGAACACAGGGUCAUUCCUGAAACACCACAGCACUAG
Molecule: messenger RNA, 3243 nt
Organism: Aureobasidium musti
Lineage: Eukaryota; Fungi; Ascomycota; Dothideomycetes; Dothideales; Saccotheciaceae
Source: the annotation of a GenBank genome assembly